UUAUUGUUAAGUUUAGUAAAAUAAAAGAAAGUGUUACAAUGUUUUGGCACAUAUUUUUACUCGUUUCCGGUGUGAAGCUGCUCUUUAUCCCUGCUUAUCGCUCCACAGACUUCGAAGUGCAUCGAAACUGGCUAGCCAUCACCCACAGCUUACCCCUCUCGCGGUGGUAUUACGAAAAAACGAGCGAAUGGACACUCGACUAUCCGCCAUUCUUCGCAUACUUUGAAUGGCUACUCUCACUGGUGGCCAAAUCGUUCGAUCCCCGUAUGCUGGACGUGAAGAAUCUCAAUUACGCCUCCGAGCAAACGAUUGUCUUUCAACGAUUCUCCGUCAUCGUAACCGACGUUAUUUUCGCACUGGGUGUCCGCCGAUGCCUUCGAGCCUUGACGGCCGGAAGCUCGAGUACGUCAUCCCGCUCGAUCCUUAUCGGUGGUGCGCUCCUGCUCGGCAAUGCCGGUCUACUCAUGGUCGAUCACAUCCACUUCCAGUACAAUGGAUUCCUGUUUGGCGUUCUGCUCCUUAGCAUCGGUGCACUGAUGGAAAAUCGUUCCCUACAGGCGGCACUGUUGUUUGCCGCACUGCUAAACUUAAAACACAUCUUUAUGUACGUCGCCCCCGUUUAUAUAGUUUAUUUGCUACGAUUUUAUUGCUUGCGCGAUUUCACCAUCGGACAAGCGCUCGGAAGGUUAAUCAAGCUCGGCACCAUCGUGCUGGGCGUCUGUUUGCUCUCGUUUGGUCCAUUCUACGAACACAUUCCACAGGUAUUUUCGCGACUGUUUCCCUUCAAGCGUGGCCUCACGCAUGCUUACUGGGCACCUAAUUUUUGGGCAUUAUACAAUACAGCCGAUAAAGUGCUAGCCGUAUCGCUGGGUAAGGUGGCCCAAGGUUCGAGCACCGGUGGAUUGGUGCAAACCUUCGAACAUACCGUUCUGCCAUCCAUAACUCCGGCAGUAACAUUCGCUCUGACGGGAGUAUUUAUGGUUCCGACUCUGCUGAAACUAUGGACAUUAAAAUCAACCACCACGAGCGUCGCACUAGGGCGUAUCUUUGUGCGAGCAAUCGUCCUGUGCGGUUGCACUUCCUUCCUUUUCGGUUGGCAUGUACACGAGAAAGCCAUCCUGAUGGUGCUGAUUCCGUUGACGCUGCUUGCCAUCGGCAAUCACAAUGAUGCCCGUUGGACCAUUUUUCUCGGGAUCGUAGCACAUUAUUCACUGUUCCCGCUGUUGUUUAAACCCGAGCUAACACUGGUUAAAAUUAGUUUGCAUGUAGUGUACACUGGGCUAAGUGUAGUACUGCUGAAGUUAAUCCAUCGAGGAACAUUCUUUCAUACGAUCGAGUUUCUUUAUUUGGCCGGAUUUCCUGUUCUUUGUGUGUAUGAAAACUUGGUCCAUGACGUAAUAGGGUUACGGGAACGGUUGCCCUUUUUGCCGCUACUACUUACGAGCGUUUACUGUGCCGUUGGGGUGGUGUACUUUUGGGUUUCCUACCAAAUGUCCUUCCUGCACACAAAUGGAGGUGAAACAGUGAUCACAGAGAAGAAAAAGACUAAAUAA
Messenger RNA from Anopheles maculipalpis, 1553 nucleotides. RefSeq names its product probable dolichyl pyrophosphate Glc1Man9GlcNAc2 alpha-1,3-glucosyltransferase (gene xit). The transcript has 3 exons. Gene Ontology annotation, cellular component: endoplasmic reticulum membrane. The coding region runs from base 39 to 1553 and encodes 504 amino acids. NCBI's taxonomy places the organism in Eukaryota, Metazoa, Arthropoda, Insecta, Diptera, Culicidae. Gene Ontology annotation, biological process: protein N-linked glycosylation. The record is from RefSeq and is a predicted model, not a curated record. Gene Ontology annotation, molecular function: dolichyl pyrophosphate Glc1Man9GlcNAc2 alpha-1,3-glucosyltransferase activity.